AUGGCAGCUUCUUCUCCGAUGGCUAGCCAACUCAGGUCCACCUUCACUAGGACUCUUGUCUCACCCAAGGGCCUCUCAUCCUCUUCUCCACUCCAUCUCUUCCCUUCCAGAACCCACUCUACCUUCACUGUUAGGGCCAUCCAAUCAGAGAAGCCAACCUAUCAAGUGAUUCAGCCAAUCAACGGUGACCCUUUCAUCGGAAGUCUGGAAACCCCAGUUACGUCCAGCCCAUUGAUCGCCUGGUACUUGUCCAACCUCCCUGCUUACAGGACCGCAGUGAGCCCACUACUCAGAGGCAUCGAAGUGGGCCUGGCCCACGGCUACCUCCUCGUGGGUCCAUUCGUGAAGGCCGGGCCUCUCAGGAACACCGAGUACGCGGGCGCAGCGGGGUCGCUCGCAGCUGGUGGGCUUGUGGUGAUCCUCAGCAUCUGCCUCACAAUGUAUGGGAUCGCGUCGUUCAACGAAGGAGACCCAUCGACGGCCCCAUCACUGACCUUAACGGGCCGCAAGAAGCAGCCCGAUCAGCUCCAAACUGCUGAUGGGUGGGCCAAGUUCACCGGGGGCUUCUUCUUCGGAGGCAUUUCGGGGGUUAUUUGGGCCUACUUCCUCCUCUACGUCUUGGACCUUCCUUACUACAUCAAGUGA
Messenger RNA from Sphenostylis stenocarpa, 645 nucleotides. The record is from the annotation of a GenBank genome assembly. Lineage: Eukaryota; Viridiplantae; Streptophyta; Magnoliopsida; Fabales; Fabaceae.